CAAGACUAAUGUCUGCACUUCAUACUGAUUUUGACGUUGAUGUCACAGUCACAAGAAAAUGUUUACCGGCCUUUGCGCACCAUUUAGUCUUGUUUUUGUGUUUAUUUGCGAUAAAUAAACUAGUUCCAUUUAAUUCUACCUACAUUGAUUACGUUGAGUCGAGCUUGUUCCUCUGUGGCUGUGUUUUGAUGAAAUUAAGUGUGUGCUUGUGAGUUAUUAACUCGGUGUUGUGACUCUUUUUUGAAUAUUUUGUGUUUAAUUUCACGAUGAUUUCGAUGAAAGAAAACUCUAGAAACUGUUGCGUAUGCGGAUCUUCAACUUCUAAAGAUCCUACCCUCACUUUGCAUCGGUUUCCAAAGCCGGGCCCUAAAAAUGCUCAGCGCUGUGAAUUAUGGUCAAAGUAUAGCUUCCCAAACGACGCUUGGUCUUCACCAAAAUUCCAGGAUGAACUCUACACUAAGCAUAAGAUGCUUUGCAGCAAACAUUUUAGAAACACAUGCUUCUUGGAGAAGAAGUUGUUCAGAACAGCUGUACCCGAUGUUCAAUACCAUAGGAACAAUUUCAAGAGGUAUAUAUCAUCAGCCAAAAUCAAAAUGUCGACUGGAGAUAAUAUUGGAGUUACUUUGAAGAAGGUUACAACUGUUUUGGAAAAUUUUGCUCCAAAAAAACUGUCUGAAAGUUGGGAUAAUACUGGUUUACUUGUGGAGCCUUAUACUGCAAGGAAUAUAACAAAAGUUUUAUUGACCAAUGACCUGACUGAAGAUGUUGCAUUGGAAGCUCAUAAUCUUGGCUGUGAGAUGAUUGUGUCCUACCAUCCACCGAUAUUUGCGCCAAUGAAGUCCGUCGUUCAGAGUUCAUGGAAGGAGCGCAUUGUAUCAUACCUAUUAGAGAACCGUAUAUCCCUGUACUCUCCGCAUACAAGUUGGGAUUGCGUUCGCGGUGGUGUGAAUGAUUGGUUGGCCAGUGCCUUUUCCUUCACUGAGUCGGUACCGCUGAUUCCUGGUUCAGACCCUCAGUUCGGGGCUGGAAGGUUGUUGCAACUGACAUCCGAAAUUUCUUUGUCGACCGCAAUAUCGAAAGUGCAGGAAUUGAUUGAAAUACCCCAUGUGCGGUUUGCUUUGGGAAGGGGAAAACAAAUGUCAAGUAAUAUUAAAACUGUAGCAUUAUGCGCUGGUUCCGGUAGCUCAGUCCUAAAAGGCGCGGUUGCUGAUCUGUACCUAACAGGUGAAAUGCUCCAUCACGACGUUCUUGACGCUGCUCAAAAAGGAAUCAGCGUUAUCCUUACAAACCAUUCGGAUUCUGAAAGAGGCUUUCUCAAAGUGUUUUCUAAUAACUUCCAAAACUUAUUAAAUAACGAGGUCCAGGUAUUUGUAAGUAAACUAGACAAAGAUCCCUUAGUCACAGUGUAACCCCUCCUAAAAUAAAAUAAAACAAAUUUAUAAGUUCA
Messenger RNA from Trichoplusia ni (cabbage looper), 1447 nucleotides. Its product is annotated as NIF3-like protein 1. The transcript is spliced from 7 exons. Gene Ontology annotation, cellular component: mitochondrion; cytoplasm. The coding region runs from base 267 to 1409 and encodes 380 amino acids. NCBI's taxonomy places the organism in Eukaryota, Metazoa, Arthropoda, Insecta, Lepidoptera, Noctuidae. The record is from RefSeq and is a predicted model, not a curated record.